This is a messenger RNA of Megalobrama amblycephala (Wuchang bream), 6113 nucleotides long. Its product is annotated as phospholipid scramblase 1-like. The transcript has 11 exons. Gene Ontology annotation, cellular component: plasma membrane. NCBI's taxonomy places the organism in Eukaryota, Metazoa, Chordata, Actinopteri, Cypriniformes, Xenocyprididae. Gene Ontology annotation, molecular function: phospholipid scramblase activity. Gene Ontology annotation, biological process: plasma membrane phospholipid scrambling. The coding region runs from base 4580 to 5416 and encodes 278 amino acids. The record is from RefSeq and is a predicted model, not a curated record.
GUUCAGGUCACCAGUUUCUUUGUUUGUUUUGUUGUUCCCUGUUUGACUGCUUUAUGGAUUUUGACCCCUGCCUGGCUGUUUACGAUUUGGAUUACCCAUUAAAAGAACUACACUUGGAUCUUGUCUGUUUGUGUAAGGUGGUCGUUAGCAGUGGUAAGGCAGGCAGCAAGAAAAAGAUGAAAAACUCUGAAAGUUCUUAAAGAUGAUUUAAUUUCCAGGUCAGGGCAUGCUCCAGACAGUGCAACUGGGUUCCAACCACCAAUUUUCCAAUACAAUAAUAACAAAACAAAAAUAAAGAAAAACAAAACAAAAUAAUAUUUACAUAGGAAACAUCAAAUACGUUGGCUACUGGCCCAACAGUCACACUCAGUUCCUCUCUCAUUUUGUCCAAACAAUUACCCUCUUUAUACUUAAGGCUCCUCCCCUCAAAUUCAAACAAACCAAUGUCAGGGUCAUUUCAAUUAAAAUUUACAUCGUUUGUUUAUAAAAUCAUGUUUAACAUCAGCAUUGAAAUAUAAACAUUCACAUCAUCUUUAUCAAACUCCAUUUUCCCCAUGAAAACCAAUGAGAAUCUAAAAAGACAUGCAUACAAUGUAAUUUCCUUAAAACAUGCUUAAUGCUUGAACUCCUCCUCCUUUGGGACGGUAUAAAUCCGGCUUCCUGUUUGCGGGCCCCUCCUAUUAGGAAGCUCCAGGAAGAAGGUAAGACAAAAAAUUUCCAUUAACAAACAAAUCAUUAAUUCAUUCACCUUUUCUUGUUUUACAGGCCCAAAAGGCCAAGAUGGACAAACAUGGGUCACAAUAGAAUGUGCACCUUCCAUUUGACACAUAAACCUCCAUCACAAAUAGAUCCAGCAGGAUGGGUAUUCAAAUCACUCUUCCGGCUACUGUGAAGGAGCGGCUCUGUGAAGGAUGGCUCGCCUACAAAAUUUAACCACCCUGAAACAACAGGGGAAUGAGAAUGGUUGCCUGGAUGACUUGUUACCUCGGUGGGAGAUGAAUGGACUGGGAGACCUGGAUUUUUGGGGGUUCGUCCACUAUUUCCAACAUCGGAGUAAAUGGGCCACACCGGAUCAGCCAGACCCCGCUCCAACCUAUGAGUUCACUCCAGUCAGUGUGCACGCUCCAGCCAGUGAGUCCGCUCCAGAUCCCGUUCCAGCCCGUGAAUCCGUUCCAGAGGCCACAGAGGAGGUGGGCACUGAGUCUCUGCUUCACCCAUGGAAAAGGAGGAGGAGGAGGAGGAGGAGGAGGAGGAAGAAGGCUUCCUUCAUCCUUCAAGGCCCGGAGGCCUUUCCAGAGUCCGCUUCAGCCAGUGAGUCCACUCCAGAGCCCGGUCCAGUCAGUAAGUCAGCUCCAGCCAGUGAGUCCACUCCAGUCAGUGAGUCCACUCCAGAGCCCGCUCCAGCCAGUGAGUCCGCUCCAGCCAGCGAGUCCGCUCCAGUCAGUGAGUUCGCUCCAGAGCCCGCUCCAGUCAGUGAGUCCGCUCCAGAGUCCUCAGUGGUGGUGGGGACCGAGUUACCGCCUCACUCACGAAGGAGGAGGAGAAAGAGGAGAAGGGGUUCCAUCCCUCAAGGCCCGGAGGCUAUUCCAGAGCCCACUGUUGGCCCGGAGGCCACCCCAGAGGUUUUGGUGUCGAACGCCUCCUUGGUGAGUCCUGACAUGGCCAGGAAAACUGUCUUUGUCUUUUAUGUCUUGACAGUUUGGCGUGCUUGGAGAACGCACGUAGGGUCUGGUGACCAUGACCCAGAGCAGUCCAGGCCCGCUGCAGUCCCAGAGCAGCCCGAGCAGCCUGCCGUCGUUCCAGAGCAGCCCGAGCCCGCUGCCGUCCCGGAGCAGCCUGAGCCCGCUGCCGUCCUGGAGCAGCCCGAGCCCGCUGCCAUUCCGGAGCAGCCCGCUCUCCCUGAUACGGCCAUGGAGGCCGACCUUCAUGGAGUCCCCAUGGUCUGUUCCUCCGGCUCCCCCCUGGCCUUCAGUUGGGGGCUCUGGACCUGGCCCACCAUCCCUCCCCCUGAUCCUCCUCCUGAGCACCAAGAAAAAAAUAGUGAAUUGACUUAUUGUCAGGUUUCUGGUGUGUUCUAGACAAAACACACAAGGAAAUACUGAUUCAAAGUCAGUAAUAAGAAAACCAAAACGCAGGAUCUCUGUGGAAUACAAAUAAGCAUGAAAAUACUCAUAAAAGACAACAUGGAGCAAAGAACAGACAGAAUGUCUUGGUUAUGUAUUCAACCCUCCCUCGUUCCUUGAAGAAGGGAAUGGAGAUGUUAUGUCAGAACUGAACUGAUGAAUUGGGAUCGUGCCUGAGAGAUAUACGAGCCAAUGUACAUUGGUAUGUGAGAUUUGCAUUGUGUGCUCCACCCCGCAAAGCAGGUAUAAAGGAAGAGCAUGUGAAGUUGCACAUUAAGUUUUCGCUGAGGAGGCAAGACGGUGUGUCCCGGCCAUUCAGCGGUUGUACAGCAAUUGUGGCGACGGGAAGUAACAUCUCUGUUCACUCCUUCAGAGAAUGAGGGUUACAUACAUAACCGAGAUGUUCCCUUUCAGUCAGUUGCAUUCGCCGUUAUGUCAGAACCGACAAAUUGAAGAAUCCCUGUAAAAAGAUGUGACUGCACACUCAACACAAAGUCACAUCUUUUUACAUAUAUCUGAAUUUAUCUCUCCUGACUGGCACCUCAGACGGCAGUGCGUUUGUUUCUUCUUCUAAAAAUUGGAGAUCCCUACCAAACUGCUACUAUUGCUGCCCCCUUCCAGCGCCUUGUAUAAGCCACCAAAUCCUCAAGCACCUGCUGGGGUGGAAGAAAGGAUAGGUCUUAGACAGAGAAGUGUCUCACUGCUGUUCCAUACAGUAAAACUUUGGAUAACACUGGGAAAGCGUACCCCCUAAGGAAGCACUACGGAGACCACAUCCUGCACGUGGGAGGUAUUAUGUGAAAAUUUCACAUAUGAACUGGCCAAGCAGGGCAGUGCUACAUAUGGAAGGUCUCUGAGGUACACACAGCCUAGUUGUGGUAAACUCAAUACCAGCAGAGAUGGCAGAGCAGCUCUGCCAGAGAAAGACACAGGCACUCCGAGAGGGAAGCCAUACCAUUGGUACCAUAGGGGGCGUAGCACAGGGGCUGAUCUUGGGCAUAAUCACAAGUACUAGACCUGGUGUCUGACGCUCCAUCACUUCUGACUUCCGAGGGUGCUGGGAGUCUCCAAGCAGGGUUUGCCAUGAGGGGAACUCACCUGUGAAGCAGAUAAGUGCACGUAUCCGGAACCUGGUGUUUACUGGCUACUUAAGGCAAGUACACAGAAGUACACAGGCUCUACACAAAGAUUGUAAAAUCUCGCAAAUUUGUUAGGUGUCACCCAGCCCGCAGCUCUACAGAUAUCUUCUAUCGAGGCACUUUGUGCCAACGAACAGGAGGAUGCUACACUCCUUGUAGAGUGAGUCCUCAUCCCCAAGGGUUACGGCUGAUAUUGAGUUUGGUAAGCCAAGACAAUAGCAUCCACUAUCCAGUGUGCGAGCCUUUGCUUGAAGACAGCCUUUCCCUUCUGUUGUCCCCCAUAGCAGACAAAGAGCUGGUCUUAAAGCUCUGCGUAUGGUCCAUGUAUAAUCACAAGGCACAAACGGGACAGAGCAGAGCAAGGGCUGGGUCUCCCUCCUCCAAGCGUAGUGCUUGCAGGUUCACCACCAGAUCUCUGAAAGGUGUGGUGGGAACCGAAUGAAAUGCUAGGUCCUCCAUGAGAAGGUGGGGGAACCCCUUACUGUAAUCCUCAGGUUACCCUGGCUAUUUGUCGAAGUAGGAGGAAUUAGAUCGGGGUAAAGGUGAGGGGAUUCCACCUCAUAUAAGGUACUCAAGUCCCGACCGAACGUGCAUCUAGAGCGCUGAAUGAUGCACAGGAUUGCCAUGACAACAGCAUCUCCAGGACACUCUGAGAAGCUGACCAGCUUGCCAACGUAGUCAUGCUCUCAUGCGAUAACAUGAGCCACCUACAAAUGCAGUCUCAGCAUGCUUAUGCCCAGGCAUGUGAGACCGUGCCAGUGGCCGUCAAAUGGGGAUAAGAAAUGACCACAUCCAGAAACAUUCAGGUGGAAUAACGUCUUUACACAGACCCACCUGUGUUUGCUCUUUUAGAGAAAUAUACUCUUUUAGUAAGCUCUUUUAGUGCUGAAGCGCACAGAAUGGUCACUAUUGAAAGCCUGCAGCAUACUGGAAGCUCUUUCAGUAGUAGCAAACACCGUAGACGUGCCGUCACACCAGCACUCUCUAGAGAGCUUCUCCCAGGUCUCGCAGAACACUAGGACGAUUAUUGCAGAGCAGAAUCAGAAGAAAUGCUCAGCUCUGAAAUAAAAGCAUAAUUUGUGACAGCACACACUCUCUUGAAGUGCGCGAUGCAAAUCUCAUACGCCAUUGGCUCGUUUAGUUUAUACUCAAAGGUGAUUGGGCUCUCAGGUAAGAUCCCAAUUCAUCAGUUCACUUCUGAUGUAACGGCGAACAUGACUGAUUGAAAGGGCACUCAGGGUUUACUCAGAACAUUUUCAAGCUGUUAAAACCAAAAGUAACUAAAAUGGGUGAAACCACUCUUCAACCACAAACAUCAUGCUGGCAAAAAAAAAAAAAAAAAGUUACUUUUUUGUCAUGAGAGAAACAUUUCAUGUACUCAUAAGUGCCACUGCCGAACAGACGAUUCGUAUCACACUGAUACAAUCAAAUAUGGAAUUGUCAGCACUAGAGAACACCGCAAUGAUAUCUUCCCCAGACCCGUACCACUGUCCCUCUCUUCUGGAGACCUUGACCCGGAUUGAUCAAUUGUUUGUCCACAAAGAACAAAGUCUGGAUGAAGCUUGUGAAGAAGAGUGCUGUGGAAUAAAGUCUAACAAUCGAUAUACUGUGAAGAAUGACAAUGGGGACAAGAUUUUUACUAUUCUUGAGGACAACGAUUGUUGUAACAGGACUUGCUGUGCUGGAGCACGUUCCUUCAUAAUGAGUGUUUUUAAUAACUCAAAUCAAGAGAUCAUCAGACUGGUGCGGCCGUUUGUUUGCAACUGCUGCGGCAAUGAGCUGGAGGUUCAGUCUCCACCGGGUGUUACCAUUGGAUAUGUUCGACAAAACUGUCAUUUUUUCCUACCUAAACUCACCGUUGAGAAUGAACGAGGUGAACCGGCAUUUAAGAUCGCGGGACCGUGUGUAGCUUGUGCCUGCUGCACCGAUGAAACCUUUGAGCUGGUGUCUCUGGAUGAGGCAGCGACAGACAAUCCAUUUGGCAAGAUCUUCAAACCCUUCAUUAACAGUGGACCAAACGCAGGUGUGGAUUUUGUGGUGAAGUUUCUGAGCAACCUGGAAGUUAAAAUGAAAGCUACUCUACUGGGGGCCUGCAUUCUCAUUGACUGUUUAUAUUAUGAAAAGACAUCAAAACCACUGUGUGUACUACUGUGAAGAGAUGUAUUCUGGCCUGCUUCAGAAAGAAGACAGAAGAAAGACAAAUGUCUGAUGACUACUUGCCAAAUUAUCCUCCAAUGAAGGCUGAAGAGAAGAAAAUCAAAGAACAGAAUAUGGCUUAAAAAAAAAAAAAAAAAAAAAACUUUCUGCGAUUCAAAAGUGACAAAUGACACAUUAUCAUUUGUUUCAGUUUGUGGCUCUCUCUUAUAGAAAGGUGACACUGCGGUUGCAUGUGUUAUCUGAAAGGAAAGCAAACACCGCAGUAACCACAAACACAGACAGAUGAAGUUAUUAGUAGGUGCUGGUGAUGUGAAAAAAACAAAAAACAACCACAACUGACUGGCACUUUGUGUUGCUUGUCAUGGAAAAUACACAGAAAAUGUUCCUAUUUAAAAACUAUUCUCUGCUGCCUUGAUGGCUAAAAUUAAUUGCACAGACAUGCAGUCUAUAUUUUCUCACUUUUAAAUGCUCUGUCGGUUUUCUUUUUUAUUCUUAAUGCAUAAUACAUAUACAUGCAUAAUGCCUUGUAAAUGACUUUGGAGUGCAAUUUUUUUACCUAGGAAACCCGAUAGAAUGUGAAGGGAGUAAAACUGGAUGGUGUACUAUUCCCUAUGAGUACGAAUACUAACGUUGCGUCCAAAUAUGCCUACUUGCCUACCAGUGUUGGGGAAAGUUACUUUUAAAAUGAAUGCAU